Messenger RNA from Caenorhabditis remanei, 285 nucleotides. RefSeq lists its product as uncharacterized. Bases 1 to 285 code for a protein of 94 amino acids. The transcript has a single exon. NCBI's taxonomy places the organism in Eukaryota, Metazoa, Nematoda, Chromadorea, Rhabditida, Rhabditidae. The record is from RefSeq and is a predicted model, not a curated record.
AUGUGUGAGCUGAACUUAUUUCAGGAUAACGUCGCCGCAAGCCUGAUCGAUUUCUCCCUUUCCGAUAUGAAAAAAGAACCGAAUAAAAAAAUCAGUCUUGCAAACGAAGAGUUCAAAUUCAAUGUGAGAAAAGAAAGAAUUCACGGAUCAUCUGGAACAAAGUCGCUUCGAUCAAUCGUCCUGCCACAAUCUAUUGUAGUGAUAGUGUUCCGUGGAAAUAUGAAUAAGACGGAGUGGGCAUCAAUUCACAAAGCAGCAAGAAGAAUCAGAGGAAAUGAAGAAUAG